This is a messenger RNA of Rhipicephalus sanguineus (brown dog tick), 2562 nucleotides long. Its product is annotated as serine-rich adhesin for platelets-like. The record is from RefSeq and is a predicted model, not a curated record. NCBI's taxonomy places the organism in Eukaryota, Metazoa, Arthropoda, Arachnida, Ixodida, Ixodidae. Bases 1 to 2562 code for a protein of 853 amino acids. The transcript is spliced from 2 exons.
AUGACAAGCAUUAGGUUUUCGGACUUCGGGCCUCCGUACAGUUGGCCCAUUCUCCGCCAACUGUCCAGCGCUUUUGGCUGGCCUAAUGAGUGCAGCGUCGACGGCGAAGCCGAUGACGACGACGACGGCGGCGACGAGGACGUCUCUUCGUACCUCCCGUUACUGGACGAAUUCUUGGCGUGGCGCGAUAACGCCCCCGCUCGCGACCCCCCCAAACCACCUCGGCCUCCUUCCCCCCUUCCGACUAAAGUCGGGCAAACGGCGCAACACUGCCGUUUGAUCCACGGCCUCUGCUUCGAAGGUGGCGAAGAGAUAAGCCUCGAUUAUCUCGGUCCUACCCACGUGAACGGCUACGACUCGGAGUCCGACAGCCUCGAGCCUACGGAUGAUUCUUCGGGAAAUGAUGGCCAAGCCGGAUGGAGCAUCUACCAACACGGCGAACACGAGCCGGAGAAUAACCGAACAACCGAAGCUGCUGCUGGAACACGCUGUGACCGGAAGACUGCAGUUAGGAAUGAAGACAGAAGCGGCGAUGGCACUUCGUCAACUGCGUUUGAAUCGCAGGUUGUCGCCGGCGCCGGUGAACAGCCCGGUGGUGAAGAAUCAUCUCCAGACGCGCGCCCUAUUGAAACGAUCUCUUCAGCUACUCGAAGAGCUGCUCGGUGUUUCCUGUUCGUCGUAGAAGACGUUCAGAGUAAAGUCAAACGCGUGCGCAGCGCCAUCGCCUCUUUGUUUUCGAGAAACCGAGGCAUCCCUGCCGAAGCGACGGCCGUUGUUGAAGAACCAGAAGCAUCGGUUUACGAGUUCGCAUGCGAGUUGAAUGGAGGCGAACACGAAGCCGCCAUUCUCCCAACGCAGAGCGAGCCUGAAGACGACCGAGCACUAAAGGUGAAGAUUGUCAGGGAGCAAUGCGACGAAGAGACGCCACUACACUCCCUUCUUGAAGGCUGCAGUAACUACGACGACAGAAAGUACGGGGGCGCAUGUUCAACAGAGGCGUCCUCUCCAGCAGCUGCAAAGGCCGGUCGACGUUUGAAUGAUGCUUUGAAGACUCAAGAGACUCAAUUCAACGACCUGCGCAUCACAGAGGCCACAAUGCCGCAACACCAUGCCAGUGCCUCCCAGCCCUCCGGGAGAUGUUUCGAUAGUUUGUGCGUAACAGUUGCCUCGUCGCCAGAGAUCCGCGACAGUUCCGUUGAGCCCUCUCACGAAGUCGAACUGAACAUCACGGACGGUGGACCUUCGAAUGAAGUAAUUGUUGGGAACGCAACCGACGACGUUGAGAUUCUGGAUGACGAACCCCAAGAAGGCGACACCAUGAACAUCGUUGUUGCAGCAGAAAACUGCUGUCAGACAACGUUAUCGCUUCCUGUGCCACUUCAGGUCGGCGGUAGCCACGAGGAAGUAUGUGCCCAAGCACAGUCUGAUGCCUCCGAAAAUGAUGUGCCGCGCAACACGACACCCGUCACGGAUAAACGUAUUGAAUCAAGGGAAUUCAACUGCCCCCUUGAGAACAACGCGUGUUCCGACCUGCAGCUCAUUGAAAGCCCUAGAGUUGCUCCACAACAUAGCGACAAGAAUGUAUCUGAAGCAUCGGUCUUUGAAUCGCCCUUUCCAGAAACCGCGGCAAAAGCCACUCCACAGAACUCGCAAGACGACCAACCGCCUGAGGAGUCGCCACCUCAAACGAUAACUCGACUCCCCUCAGACAUCAUCGAGUGCAUCAACACGCUGUCCUCCUUACCCAUCUGGGAUUUCUGCCCUCCUUCUCACACCACUUCUGCAGCCUCGCGUCCAUCGCCACAGCUGUCCUUAACGUCACGUAGUGAAGGAGAGAUUCGCUCCGAUGACGAGCCCGAUGGCAUCCUUCCUUCGAACCUCCUUGCCGAAGAAGGAGCACCCGGAGGCGGGAAUGCAGACCACGAGUACGAGCCGGAAACGUUUCCUCCUUCAACGCCAAUUUCGGCGAUCACACUGAGCGAGGGUGAGAUAGUCGAUUCUGACAGCGACCAAUCGAUUGCGUUUCCUGCGUUGAACGAAGCUGAGAAGUUCGGAUUCAAGGAUCCGGCAAAGACGAGCAAAAGCAGUACGAGUUGCACCCGCACUUACACUGAUGACGAAGGCACGACAUCUUCUGACUCUUCGUCGUCCUCUACACGAUCCAGUUCUUCAUCGUCUUCUACACAAACGUCUUCCGAUUCGGAAAGUGACACCGAAAGCCGCCUCUCUUCAUCGCUUUCAGAAUCACCGCAGCGGGAAAUUCAAGAAGCAAAGACUGCGAAAGCAGCGAUGAUUCGCGAAAAGAAGGCAGUCAACAAUGAAUACGCCGCAGAGGCAGCUGGACGUUCCGAGCUCUGUUACACCCAGCAUUCACCUUCCGGAACUAACCUACCUGCUCGUCACGAUGACCAAGAUAAUGGCUCUCUAUCAACAUCGGCAUCAGCAUUGGUUUUAAAAGACCAUAAGAAAGACGAUGCUGAAGAUGAUGCUGACAUCUUGAUUCCCUUGUUGUUAAAUACGACUUUCAACACCGAAGACGUGGCAGAAGCGGCCGCAUUUUGA